CUCGAAUUUAAUGGCUAGUAGAUGCAUCCUCUACUGUAUUUCUCCUUCUCUUCUCCAUACCGCAAUAAUCGAUUCAUCUACAUUACAUUAUAGCGACUCUGCUUUGAUUAUCGCCAUUUAAUAUUGCCUAUCAAAAUCUUUUGAUGUGAUGACUUUCCGGUCUAAUCCUGCGGACAUAAUUAUUGUACUAGAGUCCGCGCGACGCUUGUACCAACAGUGCAAGAAUGCCAGCGAUGCCUACUUCGAGAUCGGCCGCGAGAUUCGCGCACUCCAUACGGUGUUGCGACAUCUCAAGUACGAAGUACAGGCGCCAGAAUCCAUACUCAACCGCGAUCGAGCUCUAUAUGCGCGCGACCUUGCGCCAUUGAUCGCUGACUGUCGGUACACGCUAGAGGACCUAGAAGAGCUCAUCCGGAAAUAUGGCGGCCUCAGAAGCAACGAGAGUAGUUCGAGCAAGCAGCUAAGGAACCUGAUAAAGUCUAGCAGUGUGGAGAUGGAUCGGUUAGGUAGUGUGGAGAUGGGUCAGUUAGGUAGCGUGAGAGUGAAGCUUAUAAAUCACAAGACGAAUAUUACAGCGCUUCUCGACACAAUACAGCUUAGCGAAUCGAGUAGGCUGGCUGCGACGUUAGAUAAUCAUGGAGGACAGCUAGAUAUCAUAUUAGAUAAAGUGGACAACAUUGCAGCGCGGAUGGGUCAACGGGCCUCUCUAAUUACCUAUGAUGAUGACGAUGAAGAAGAUUGGAAGAUUUUUCGACGAGAACUAGUCGCAGAGGGUUUCUCUAGCGUUGUUCUAACGCGGCAUAAAGAUGUUUUGCGAGCGUAUGUUCGAGAAAUCGAUCAGAACGGCCUGCUCAAAGAUGUACCAGCUCAGGCGAAAGCAACGCAACCAAUAUUAUGGGUGCUCGAGCAAGCUGCUCAGUCACCUCCGUCUUCUCCCAGUCCACCCUCUUUCAACAUGGUGAACACCAGCUCUGACUCGCCUAUAAAGGAGCUUAGACGCGGAGAGCACACCUUUUCCACAAGAACCUCACUUGACUUUGUUCCUCAGCAGAGCGACUUCAUUAGUCCGCGGCUCUCCUCUAGCACUUCUCCAAAAUUGCAGAGUCUCGUUGACAAUCUCGGAAACCCAGCCAGGAUUCGAUCCCAAAGGACAGGGUCGCUCAAAGACCUUGAUGAGCACGAUGUAAGCAUAUCAAACUUGGAGAAUCAACCCAGAUUGCGAACUCUCGAAGGCUCCUCCGUGUAUGAGGCUUCUGAGGCUUCUAUGGAGGGCGGCAGCAUUUUUUCGCUGCCUCAAAGUUUCUCUUCGAAGAGUUCCGCACAUGGCACAGUGGGAGCAACUAGAGAAUUUGUCAUACUUUUGAUGGAAAAUACGCAACUGCGCCGUCUUUCCCCAUCACUACGCCAGAACUUCGAAUUCACUGCUUUCAGAUCCAAGCUGCAUGACUUACUUAGAGUAUUCUCAAGGGAUCUUUCAAGAGAAACAUUGAUUCCAAUUGAAAAAGAAAGUGUUCGCAUUUUCAGCCAACAAAGGAAACGCGUGGCACAUACUAUCGGGCAAGAAAUCUUCGGCUUGGAAGAUACGCCAUUGCUCCAGUCAAUCAGUCAACAGCAACAGCUAGUCACACGAAAGAGGAUUGAGAAAUACUUGAAGGAUGCAGCCCAGGUGAAGGGCAGCAGCGGUGACGAAUUAUCACUACACCAGGAGCAUAUGUUAAAUAACAAUAGCUCGGAUGAUGAAGACGAAUUGGAACCUUUUUCUAAUCUUGAGGAUGUGAAGAAGUUUCUCAUCAGCAGCAAAGCCUUUAAGAAUUUGCGAGUUAGAAUUAAUAAAUUAGCAGCAGAAGGAGAAGAGUCAGCUAUAGAGAUGCGACUUCGCCAUAACGUGAUCGAGUUGGAGAGAGAGGCUGGGAAGGAUGAAAAGCUGUCAAAUAUAGGGGUUAAUCAAAACCCAUUGAGCAGAACGGUGAUACCAGAGUCGCGAACAAUUGCCCAAGCUGGAAGAACAAAUGUUUUCGCCACGCUACUACGAUGGCCUUGGUUUGUGCAUCGCCUUUUCCGUCCCAAGCUUGAAAUUGGAUAUCGGCGACUGGAAUGGCAAUGUGAUUGUGGUAUGCCACUCUAUGGUGACUUUAGAGGUGACCCUGAAGAAAUUAGUAAGCUCGUUGGAGAGAUUCAAGCCCAUGGAUAUGUCGUUACGCAGAGUGGUCACGGAAUAAAACAAAUGCCAGCGAAUUCAGGAGUGACCACUGGUUUAAACUUGGUUGCAUCUGCAUCCCAAGGAUUAUCCACAUCUCAAACAGCACAGGACCCGUCUCUCAAUUCCACUGGCACUACGUCAAGACCACUUGGAGGGACACGAAAUCCAAUGGCUGGUAGUGCAGUCACCACAUCACCGCUGCCACCAGUUACUAAUAAUAGUUCGAAAUUCGUAGCACUUUGCGUCAACACCGGUCCAUUCCAAAAGACAUACGAUGAGAUCGAUAUAUCUGCCAGUCUUAGAAACACCCAAAUGUUUCACAACUUCAAAAAGACGUAUGAAGCAUGCAUCGGCUCCCGGAAAAACCCACUCAGAAGAUGGCUCACACAGCCCAUAGACAUUGAGUUCAUCCAAUUCGCAGUGGAAGGCCUUAGGCGUGUCUACCCCAUUCCCGGAUCCCCUGAUUGUACGAUCUGUGCUCACGCAGAGAAGAAGGAUGGACUUGUCACCGCACGCAAAUACGAGCCUCAUCUCAAUGGUGUGGCUCUUACCCAUCCACCUAUUCCCCCACAUCUAUUCCUUCACUUGUGGGAGUGUCCUAAUGACAUAACUCCUACGGUGCAGAAUAUGUGGCUUAAUCGUCUGCCAAAGAAGCUAGAUGAGAAGCUGGGCAAGGUUUGUCUAGCGACACGGCCAGAUGGCGAGUUGAUUCUUGGGUGGGGAGUUCUUGUGGUUGAGGGUUUGCAUAGGAAGAGGAUAUUACGACUAACUAUCACUAUUAUGGCGUUAAGCAUGAUUAUCUCGGUGGUCUAUUCAGCUAGUACGAAAGAUGUGUCUAGUGGGUUUGCAGUUGGUGCUCUACUUCUAGGAUGUUGGACCUUAAUUAUAGCAGCACUAUUCUCUGAGUGGGUAGUACGAUGAUCUAAAAAUCAAAUAUACUCAUUGUUAGAUGUGGCUGUCAUGAAGGAACGAUAACCAAGGAGAGUCCCCAUCGCAACUUCCUCAUAAACUUCCAACUCCUAGAUAUGGAAAGAACGAUUACCAAGCAAGCCUCAGUCGUAGCUUCCUCAAGAGAAUUCCGUCCCCAUAUAUGGCAGGAACGAUUACCAAGCAGGCCUCAAUCGCAGCUUCCUUAUAUGCUUCCAGCCUCUAUAUAUAUGGAAGGAACGAGUACAAAACAAACUGCAAUCGCAGCUUCCUCAGAGCUUCCGAG
This is a messenger RNA of Pseudogymnoascus verrucosus, 3413 nucleotides long. RefSeq lists its product as uncharacterized. The transcript is spliced from 2 exons. The record is from RefSeq and is a predicted model, not a curated record. NCBI's taxonomy places the organism in Eukaryota, Fungi, Ascomycota, Leotiomycetes, Thelebolales, Thelebolaceae. Bases 149 to 3121 code for a protein of 990 amino acids.